AAUCUUGGUUUCAGCCAAGGCCAAAACUUACCCAAAACCCGAGGUUUCGAACCUUGCUACACUAAUACUAAUCUUAGUAAGCUUUGAUAACCCAACCCUAUGCCACCUUAGAACCACCAGCAUAGAAGGAAAGAUACAUAUAUAUUGGAAUGAUACACUUUUGUCCACUGCACCACACAAUUGUUCAAACAUAUAUCACUAGAUUUCUCUAAAUUGAGAUCAUACUUUAAUUGGGGCUUUCCAUUUUCCCUGGAACUCCCACUUCCCCCUCCCCCACUCUCCCCUUUUUCCUUUUUCCUUUUCUAAUGGAAUUAAGUGGUAUUGUGGAAUCUCUUGAGCAAAAGACCAUCUUAGUAACCGGUUCUACUGGUUUUCUAGCAAAAUUGUUUGUUGAGAAAGUUCUCAGAGUUCAGCCUAAUGUUAAAAGACUCUUCCUUCUUCUAAGAGCAUCAGAUACCAAUUCAGCUCUACAAAGGCUACAUGAUGAGGUGAUAGGGAAGGAAGUGUUUAAGGUUCUAAGGGAUAAAUAUGGUGAUGGUUUAGAUUCAUACAUAUCGGAAAAGCUAAUUCCGGUCGCCGGAGAUAUUGGUAGUGAGAAUUUAGGAGUGGUAGAUUACAGUUUGAGAGAAGAAAUGUGCAGAGAAAUUGACAUAAUCUUCAACUCCGCCGCCUUGACGGAUUUUGAUGAAAGAUAUGAUCAUGCAUUGAGUACUAAUACCUUAGGAGCCAAGCAUGUGUUGGACUUUGCAAAGCAAUGUCCUAAGUUAAAGAUGCUUCUCCAUGUAUCCACUGCUUAUGUUGCUGGAGAGAAAGGAGGACUCAUACUAGAGAAUCCAUUUCUUAUGGGGGAAACACUCAAUGGAACCACUGGAUUAGAUAUAGAACAAGAGAUGAAGUUGGUACAAGAAAGAUUGAAUCAACUUGGGGCUGAAGAAGUGACUCAAAAAGCACAAACACUUGCCAUGAAAGAUUUGGGACUAGAAAGGUUUGGGAAUAUAUCACACCUUUUUUAUGUGUCCCUUAGUGUAUUUGAAUUUACUACAUUAUUCAUCAUCCAGUCAAGGCCAUUUUCUUAG
Messenger RNA from Macadamia integrifolia, 1076 nucleotides. Its product is annotated as fatty acyl-CoA reductase 3-like. The transcript has 5 exons. Gene Ontology annotation, molecular function: alcohol-forming very long-chain fatty acyl-CoA reductase (NADP+) activity. Gene Ontology annotation, biological process: suberin biosynthetic process; long-chain fatty-acyl-CoA metabolic process. Gene Ontology annotation, cellular component: intracellular membrane-bounded organelle. NCBI's taxonomy places the organism in Eukaryota, Viridiplantae, Streptophyta, Magnoliopsida, Proteales, Proteaceae. The record is from RefSeq and is a predicted model, not a curated record. The coding region runs from base 306 to 1076 and encodes 256 amino acids.